CAAACUGCAGUUGUGCUGCCAAUGCGCUCUUGCAAUUGCAGUCUCAUAAGUUUCAGAUGACUUCUGAGGGUGCUCACACCUUUACAAAGUACGGUUGGCUCGUAUGCCUAUGGGUCCUCACUGCUUCGUUCCAGUAUGGUUAUCACACGUCCGCUUUGAAUCAGCUACAGGGCGUCCUGACGUGUAAGAUUGCUGAUCCGACUGUUCCUGUGUACUAUGGUCUGCCAACAUGCAUUCCCAUGUCCGACGCAACAUUCUCUGUAGUGACGUCCAUGUACACAUUUGGAGGCUUCUUUGGCAGUCUGAGUGCUAACAUUGUCAUGGACCGUUAUGGCCGGAAAGGCGCUUCUCGUCUCAGUGCUGCCCUCACAGCUUCUGGCUCUGCGGUAUUCGGACUAUCUUCUUCCGUCGGUCCACUUAUUCUGGGCAGAUUUCUUGUUGGUCUUGCAGCAGGCCUGGGCAUUUGUCUUUGUCCUAUAUACCUGUCUGAGAUCGCACCCGCAAAAAUCAAGGGAAACCUGGGCGUUCUAACACAACUGGCCAUAGUCAUCGGUAUCAUGGUCACCCAAGGAAUGGGCUUCGGUCUCGCCACUCCCAGACAAUGGCGUUUGGUACUAUUCAUCUCGUCAGGGAUAUCCAUUUUCCAGUAUUUCAUCAGCCCGUUUGUCGUAGAGUCCCCCUCGUAUCUCAAUCGAAAGGGAUUGGUAGAUCAACAGAAAGUAGCUACUCGCAGAUUGUGGGGAGAAAUUCAUGGUGUUUCGCAAACAGAUCCUGAAGAACUGGACAAUGACUCGGAGGAACCUCUGUUGUCAGACAGUGACAGCGUUGCAGAACACCGUUCAACUGGUCGCCAGCCUACAAUGACGAUUCCUCAACUGUUCGCCUCUACUGAACUUCGCCGGCCUCUGUUGACAAUUAUUGUCGCUAUGAUGUCCCAGCAAAUAUCAGGAAUCAACGCAGUCCUGUACUACAGUAAUGAUAUACUCUCCAAAUCCCUUCCUGAAUUAGCAUCAUAUGUUUCGUUGGGAAUCACAAUUGUCAACUUUUUCAUGACCUUUCCGCCGAUCUUCCUUAUUGAGCGAGUGGGCAGGAAACAAUUGAUCCAAUUAUCAGUUGCUUGCGCUCUUCUGUCUCAUCUGGCUGUUGGCUACGGGCUGAAUAACGGUCUCGUGACUUUGUCCAGUAUUGCAAUCACCACCUUUGUUAUGUCAUUUGCCUUUGGAUUAGGUCCCAUUCCAUUUGUUAUGAUCCCAGAGGUGGCACCUCCUCAUGCCGUGUCCGCCAUUUCAUCAGUCGGUUUAUCGCUGAACUGGUCGACCAAUUUUGUCAUUGGUCUAAUCUUUCUUCCGCUGCGCAAUUUCCUUGCACACGGCGAUCCCAUGAAGGAAGGAAGAGUGUUUUAUCUCUUUGCAGCAGCACUGUUCUGCUCGACGCUUUGGUUUUCGAAAUUAUACAGGGGUUAAGGAGGUGCAGCGGAUAACCUACCCGGCUUGCAUAUACAUCUACUAUGGCAUUACUUCAUAAUCCAUCGACUCACGUGAGGUUGACAAGUUCGCAGAUAUUACGCAAACAGCCAAAUUGUGUCAGCACCGUCGCAGACCUCCGGCGAUGCUGCGCGGUUUCUCGUUCUGGUCAUCUGUUGUACUUUUCAUGUCGUCCAUUCGUUCGUGCCUAAUCCAUGAUGAAACUGAACGUCACCGUCAGAGACGGACUUCACAUUCUGCAGAAACAUACGAGCAGUCUCGAUGUCCCGGAC
Suillus clintonianus is the source of this 1756-nucleotide messenger RNA. Its product is annotated as general substrate transporter. The record is from RefSeq and is a predicted model, not a curated record. The transcript has 10 exons. Gene Ontology annotation, molecular function: hexose transmembrane transporter activity. Gene Ontology annotation, biological process: monosaccharide transmembrane transport. Gene Ontology annotation, cellular component: membrane. Bases 57 to 1463 code for a protein of 468 amino acids. NCBI's taxonomy places the organism in Eukaryota, Fungi, Basidiomycota, Agaricomycetes, Boletales, Suillaceae.